UAUUUUCAAAAUCGGAUUCAAUUGUGUAAAAUCGGGUCGAGCAAUCUUACGUAUUCCGAUACAGUCGGUCAGUGAUUCCUUAUAUAUAUUCCAUGGUUUCCACCUGAAAACUCCGAUCUCUCAAUCGUCAUCCCUUUUUGUUACAAACACCGUCGCCGAUAGAGUGAUCAAUAUGGGUGGUGGAGUAGUCAUGAGAGCCGCCGCGAAGGUCACUGGGAUGGGGGUCUUUAACGGUAGCCUUCGAGGCGCCGGAAACCCCGUCGUUUCCACCGCUCGUCAGGCCAGUGUUUCCGUCGCGUCUGUCGUUUCUUCUUCCGAUGAUGUGAAAUUAGCCAUCGCUAAUAAUGAAAACAAGGCGAAUUCAUCGGUAGAGAAGGCCUAUGAUGAUUGGGAAUUGGCUGGCUCCGAAGAUGAGCUUUUUAUGGAGGCGAGAGAGCCGAAGCCUAGGGUGGUUUUCGGCGGUGCUCCUACUAUUCAAGAGGCCAAACAAGCCACUUAUGAUCUUAAUGAUGCUCUUCAGAAGACUUAUCUGUCUCCGAAUGCAACCAAUGGUCAAAUGUUAUCGGCUUUUUCAAAUUCUGAAAAUGUGGAGACGAAGAAUUGUCUUGUUAGUGAAUCGUCAGUAUCAAACCAUGCAAUCAAAGCUUUUAAGCUUCUUAACGAAAGCCCAUCUGCACAGAAUGUUGUUGCUUCAAUUGCUUCUGAUCCAAAUGUGUGGAAUGCCGUUUUGAAAAACGAGGCCCUUGUGGAAUUCCUCGAGAAUCAUCAAUCAAGUGUUGUUUUCCCAGAGUUUGAUCUAGACGGAAAGGGUUCUUCUACUGAUGAGAGUGAAUCGAAAUCUGAAUCUGGAAAGGGUUUCAUGGAUUAUAUGAAGGACAUCAAGCAUAAAGUUACAGUUACAGUGGUUGACAUGAUGAACAGUUUAUCUGAUACGUUUCAGACCCUUUUCGGUGGUGCACCAAAAGGAGAAUUUACUGUGAAUCCAGAUGGAACUGCUGGAAUAUCAAUGGAGAAAACCGCCAUUGGAGCAACUCUUAUGGGAUUGGCGAUCAUGGUUAUUACUGUGGUAAUAACUAAACGUUCUUAGCACAUCAUGUUCUUAUUUGUCGAAACUUCACCUUCUCUUUUACCUGUUUUGCAUAUAUAGUUUGCAUACGUUUAUUUUCACGAGUCUUGUUAUGAAACAAUCCAAACAGUUUCUGCUCUAUGUUCAUAUGUUCUUCCCUA
Molecule: messenger RNA, 1227 nt
Organism: Lactuca sativa (garden lettuce)
Lineage: Eukaryota; Viridiplantae; Streptophyta; Magnoliopsida; Asterales; Asteraceae
Source: RefSeq, a predicted model, not a curated record